Messenger RNA from Aspergillus clavatus NRRL 1, 1611 nucleotides. RefSeq names its product mevalonate kinase (gene erg12). The record is from RefSeq and is a predicted model, not a curated record. Lineage: Eukaryota; Fungi; Ascomycota; Eurotiomycetes; Eurotiales; Aspergillaceae. Gene Ontology annotation, molecular function: ATP binding; mevalonate kinase activity. The transcript has a single exon. Gene Ontology annotation, cellular component: cytoplasm. Gene Ontology annotation, biological process: ergosterol biosynthetic process; isoprenoid biosynthetic process. The coding region runs from base 1 to 1611 and encodes 536 amino acids.
AUGGGCAACCCUCGUGGACGCCGAACCAACGGCAGUCUCAAAGCCAGCAAGGGUACCCAACGUGGUACCAUAUCCAAUCUCAUGUCAGACCAGCCCCUUGCGGCACGCCCGAAGGUCUCAAUAGUCAGCAACGACGACAGUCAAGACAGUUCCGACGGCGGCGCAUCCUCGACUCCUUCCACCACCGAUUCAACCAUGAAGCCCCUCAUGAACGGUACAAAACCCAAAAUGAUGAGGAAAUCGUCGUCGCCGAUGGCCCCUGCCUUCAUGGUGUCCGCGCCAGGUAAGGUCAUCGUCUACGGCGAGCAUGCGGUCGUCCACGGCAAGGCCGCCAUGGCUGCGGCCAUCUCCCUUCGAUCUUACCUUCUCGUGACCACUCUGUCCAAGUCACAAAGAACGGUGACCAUGAACUUCAGAGAUAUUGGUCUGGAUCAUACUUGGAACAUCGACGAUCUGCCGUGGGAUGUCUUUCACCACCCAUCCAAGAAGAAGUUCUACUACAACCUCGUCACCUCCCUUGACCCCGAACUCGUCGACGCAAUCCAGCCCCACGUCGAUGCAGUGUCGCCGGAUAAACCAGAAGAUGUGCGCAAAAUCCAUCGGCGAUCCGCUUCCGCCUUCCUUUAUCUCUUCCUCUCCCUCGGUUCCCCACAGACCCCGGGCGCGAUUUACACCCUGCGAUCCACCAUCCCCAUCGGCGCCGGUCUCGGUAGCAGCGCGAGUGUCUGCGUCUGUCUGAGCGCCGCGCUCCUCCUUCAGAUCCGUACCCUUGCCGGUCCUCAUCCUGACCAACCCCCUGACGAAGCGGAGACGCAGAUCGAGCGCAUCAAUCGCUGGGCGUUUGUCGGCGAGAUGUGCACGCACGGCAACCCCAGUGGUGUGGACAACACGGUCUCCGCAGGCGGCAAGGCCGUGAUCUUCCGACGAGAGGACUACACCAAGCCACCGACGGUCAUCCCACUUCCCAACUUUCCCGAACUACCGCUGCUCCUGGUCGACACGCGACAAGCCCGCUCGACCGCUGCUGAGGUGGCGAAGGUGGGCAAGUUGAAGGACGACCAUCCAGUGGUGACAGAAGCCAUUCUGGAUGCGAUCGAUAAAGUAACCCUUGCCGCGCAGGAGGCCAUCCAGGACAUCAACAGCAAAGGUGUCUCGGCGCAGAUACUGGAGCAUUUGGGUACCUUGAUCCGAAUCAACCACGGUUUCCUCGUGUCGCUGGGCGUCUCUCAUCCCAGGCUGGAACGGAUCCGCGAGCUCGUUGAUUAUGCCAACAUUGGCUGGACAAAAUUAACUGGCGCCGGAGGCGGUGGCUGCGCAAUCACGGUUUUGCGUCCAGAUGUCAAGGAGGAGGCUGUUCGCGAUCUCGAGCAGAAGCUAUCCGUCGAAGGUUUCGAGAAGUACGAGACAACUUUGGGCGGAGACGGUAUCGGUGUCCUUUGGCCGGCGGUGCUGCGCAACGGAACCGAUGAAGAGGGUGGCGAGGAGAUUGACCAGCAGAAGUUCGAGAACGCAGUUGGCACCGAGGGCAUCGAGCGUCUUGUUGGUGUUGGCGUUCAGGAGAAGCGGGAGGGUUGGAAGUUCUGGAAACGAGCGACUCAUUUCUCCUCGUAA